CGGAGCGCCCGCCCCGCAGGGAUCCGGGGGAGGAUCGGCGGAGCGCCGCCGCUUCGCCCCGCACUCUACGGGGCCGGGGGCCGCCGGCGGCCGUCGGUCCCCAACUCGUCCGCGCCGCCGCCGCCGCGGGAGCGAAGGGAAGAGCCGAAUCCCCGGCCGAGCGGCGGGAGAAGACUAUGGCGACGUGAGCGGCGGCGCAGCUCCCGACCCGAGUCCCCGCGCCCCGGCGCAGCGCAGAAGCUCCCCCGGCGCCGCCGCUGCUCAGAGCGGCCUCCGGCCCCUCAGCCUUUCUGAGCGUGAGCGGCCCGAGUUUUAAAACAGUCUUCCUUCCGAAGAUGUGGCAUUGAAACGGACGGCUCCCUGAGCCCCUUCUAGCCGAGGCGGCCCCGCUGGCCGACAGCUCAAAUAUUCUCUACCUUGGAGGCUCUUUCUCUCCCUUUUGUUGAUAAAGAUGAGAAGAAAGAGGAGAUUGGAGGAUUUUCAUUUUAUCUUUUUUGGUGUGCUCUGUCUCCUGCUCAUAGACAGAGGUAAACUAGAACAAGGAAAACAUUCAGAUACAUACUGUGUGUUUCAAGACAAGAAGUACCGUGUAGGAGAAAGAUGGCAUCCUUACCUAGAACCCUACGGACUUGUUUACUGUGUUAACUGUCUCUGCUCAGAGAAUGGAAAUGUACUGUGCAGCAGAAUAAGAUGUCCAAGCCUACACUGUCCUUCCCCUGUGCACGUACCACAGCUGUGCUGCCCGCGAUGCCCAGAAGAUUCGCUGUUCUCAGUAAGCAGCAAAAUCACUGGGAAAUCCUGUGAAUACAAUGGCACCACCUACCAUCACGGCGAAAUGUUUGUGGCAGAGGGGCUUUUCCAAAACAGGCAAGCAAACCAGUGUGCCCAGUGCAGCUGCUCAGAAGGAAAUGUGUACUGUGGGCUGAAGACCUGUCCCAAAUUAACUUGCUCUUUCCCAGUUUCUGUUCCAGAGUCCUGCUGUCCAGUUUGCAGAGGAGAUGGAGAGUUAUCCUGGGAGCAGGCUGAUGGAGAUAUCUUCCGGCAGCCAGCCAACAGGGAAGCUAGACACUCUUACCACCGCUCCCACUAUGAGCUGUCACCCAGCUCCACCAGGCAGGUAGUCAAUGUCCCACGAUUUCCAAGUGCCAGGAAUAACCGCGGAGUCCUACCAGAUCCCCAGCAAGCAUCAGGAACAAUAGUACAAAUUGUUAUCAACAACAAGCACAGGCACGGACGAGUUUGUGUUUCAAAUGGCAAAACAUACUCCCAUGGUGAAUCCUGGCAUCCUAAUCUCCGAGCCUUUGGAAUUGUAGAGUGUGUGCUGUGUACCUGCAACAUCACCAAACAAGAGUGUAAGAAAAUUCAUUGUCCAGAACAAUAUCCCUGCAAAUACCCUCAGAAAGUGGAAGGAAAGUGCUGUAAAGUCUGUCCAGAAGAAGUGCCAAGUCAAAGCUUUGACAACAAAGAUUACUUCUGUGGGAAAGAGACCUUUCCCGUCUAUGAAUCCAUUUUCACAGAGGAAGGAGAAACCAUCAGAAAAAUUGCAGUAGAGACUGAAAAGUCACCACAAAUAGAAAUACACGUGUGGACAAUCAGAAAAGGGAUUCUCCGUCAUUUCUACAUUGAGAAAAUGUCCAAGAGGGAAUUUGAAGAGCUUCCCUACUUCAAACAGAUAACAAGGACAACCUCUAGCCAGUGGAAAAUAUUUAGCGAGGGAGAAGCUCAGAUCAGCCAAAUGUGUGAAAGCAGAGUGUGCAGGACUGAGCUCGAGGAUUUGGUAAAGGUUUUGUACCUUGAGAAGUCUGAAAAGGGUCACUGUUAAGGGAGACAGCACUGGAGGGAGAAAAACAAGAAAACUUAUGAAAACUUGGAUCUGCAGCUGGACUGCAGGCUUAUUUUGCUUAAGUCAACAGUUGCCCUAAAACCAAAACUAUAAUGCAGUAAUUAUUCACAUCAUGCACAGCAAAUUUGCUGCUUUAUGUGUAGUGGUCUGUGUCAAUCGUUCAAAUAUCUCCUCCAAAAUUCUAGGAGGCUCUGUGUUACUGGUGGGGGAAGCAGAAAGAGAGACUGUACUUUCCCAGAGUUGCAUUUCUUUACAAGUUAGAAAGAGAAAACAGAAUGCUUUUAUUAUUUGGCAAGUUAUUCAAACUAAUGGAAAGAAGGACACCUAAUAAAUGUGCAGGAGCUGUGGAGAGCAUUAUUUCCUGUGCCGAGCUCAUACCAUUUCUGGAGUUGAAAUGGCUUGUGAAUUUCUUUUUAAGUAGUGGAAGAAAAAUACAAGUGCUGCAGUACUUGUGUUGGAGACAUAAAAAAACAGAUUUAAACUAACAAACUCCUAAGCAGCCUGCCUUUGGGAUGAUGUCUUGUUGUUGAGCAAACAGAGUCCAUAAACUGAACAGCAGGUGUUAGUGGCAAUCACUAUAUUUUUGUAGCAACUUGAGCAAAUGUUCGCUUUUAAGUGGUUUUCACUGUUUCCACCACCCACUUCUCUAAAAAAAAUGUACGUAUUAUCUCUCAAUCACAACCCUAAUAACUUCAUUCUUCUGGGCCUGAUUAACACGUGGUCUUGGCUGAUAGACUGCCUUGUAAAGUGAUGCUGAAGAAGGUGGUGAAGUACUUGCAGCACUUUCAGAAUUCCUAGGGGGUUGCACCUGCCAAUUAAUAACUCCUUCAUUACAACAGAGCUUAAUUUAUUUGUUCUGGUUUGUUACAAAGCUAAUCUGCAUUUUUUUUCUGAUGGUGACUUCCCAAUUCUCAAGCUUCAAGGACAGAUUUCCCCCAUGACAAAUACCAAACAGCUACAGCAAGCCUUUAGAACGCAGUAGCCCUACGAAAACUCUUAUCUUUGUGAAAAAGAAUUUUGAGAUACUCUGUUAGACUUAGUAAUAGGACGUCUACAGUGUUUAAGAAAGGUGGCUCUCAUCUGCCAAAAAAGAAGCAGAAGGCUGUUAUUUUGAAAAAAUAUUUUCUCUGAAGAGUCACCAUAAUGCUGCACUGCCCGGGGGCUGCAGUGUUGGGUGAAUUCCCAAGAAGCAAAUGACUCUGCCUGCUUUGCCUCCAUUUUCUGCUCCACAAGUGGGAAGGAACACUGCUGUUCAAACACACACUAGGAAAUAAAGCUUUGUGGAAACAAUCUGAACCAGGGGCUGGGCCUUCAUAGGGAGUGAAGUCACAGUGACUGCGAGGAUUUUGAGGUUUGUUGUUCUGCCAGCAACAGCACUGCAGGGGUGUACCCAUUUCUAAGGGAUGGAGGUGUGGGAGUUCAUUCAGUUCAGUGCUGAAUGCCACCUCCCUGCAGCUCCUCUCAGCCAGGCUGCCUCGUGCUGCCCAGGCCCUGCUCUGCUGCAGGCAGCACGGCGUGGGGCUUCCCAGCAAAGAGGAGCAAGUGAGAAAAACAGGCUGAAAGGGGUGGGAAAGCUGGAGGGAACUGGGCAAAUAACUCACUGAGUGAUCCAGGAUGUUGUAACUCCAGGAUCCUGCAUAUAAUCACCACAUUGUCCCUUGGCCUGGGCGCAGAGUGGCUAACAUAGAGGAACACUUCCCUCCCUGCCAAGUGCUCGACACAGUUCACCGUGUCAGAAAACAUGCUAAAAAGGGAGCGUGCAGGUGGAUUUGCAAUAAUAAAACACUAGUCUGAUGUCAGUAAGAACCAAACCUCAUCAGGCUGCAGUGAGGACAGCUCCAGCAUGGCUCCUGCACAGACACAGCCCUACCAGCAGAAGUGCCCAGCAAGGCCACAGGAAGCCCAGGCUUGGCAUCCCUCCUGCUCUGACCUGCUGCAGGGCCACUCCUCGCACUGCUGGCCCUGUUUCACCCUUUCUGAAAUCCCCUUUUCCUGAGGUUUCACUGCUGGGCCCAGCCAUUGCCUUUGUAGCCAUGUGACAGCCCAGCCUCUCCUCACAGAGCCCAGCGGGGCACAGACUAUCACUGGUAACGUGCUACGUGCACAGAGUCUGAAUGGACACCUAGCCAUAAGAAAGACAAAGUGAUUUGUCCCAUUGAGUUUCCAUGGUAUCAUUGCCUCCAUAAGUGCUGUGCGGGUGUUUGGAAGUGGAGUAGGGCAUCCUAACCAAGGUCCUGAGGCCUCACUGCACCAGAGGUCACUGCAAAAUAAUUAACUGUGGAAGCACCAGCUUGGUCUUAGCAAAACCCACAGCACGUGGCAUCUAUUGAAUUCAAAUGUGCUGUAGAAGUGCUAAAUCUCACUAGAACUCUUCUGAUAAGCCAUGAAUUAUCCUGAUCUUUCCUUUGGUGAAGACACCGUAAGGAAGACCGAGGAACUGUAGCGAUCUGGUGGGAAGAGCAGUUGCCUUCUCACCUCAUGGGCAUAGUCUGUAGCAGUAGCUGGCGAACAAAGACUGAGGGGAAGUGUACAGUGUUGGUGUUUUUAUGAAGGCGGCAAUCAGCUUUUUGUAUUUGUGACAGGACUGGUGGAGUCCAGAUUGUGUAUUUAUUUUAUAAUAAACACUUUCUAAGAAAAGCAAAAAAAAAUCAUAAGCACCAUCUAGUAAAAUGCAGUGUUGCAUUUUUGCAGUUUUUCAUCACAUAGGGAAAUAAAAUACACAGUGUCAUCAUGCUUUCAAUUCUUUUCAUGGGACGUAUGUCUGUUACGGUACUUAUUUAUGUACUUGUAUCACUUCAACCUGGUUUUAUAAGUUA
Phasianus colchicus (ring-necked pheasant) is the source of this 4659-nucleotide messenger RNA. RefSeq names its product chordin like 1 (gene CHRDL1). Gene Ontology annotation, molecular function: BMP binding. Lineage: Eukaryota; Metazoa; Chordata; Aves; Galliformes; Phasianidae. Gene Ontology annotation, biological process: cell differentiation; negative regulation of BMP signaling pathway. The record is from RefSeq and is a predicted model, not a curated record.